AUGUCUGCCCGCGCGGUGGGCCGGAGUGCUCGUGCUCUGUGGCUCAGGAAUGACCUCCGCCUUGACGACAACCUUGCGCUGAAGGCGGCAGCGGAAGGUGCCGAGUCCUUGCUGCCUGUCUUUGUGUUCGACCCCUCUCGCUUCAACGUGCCGACACUGGCAGGUGCACGAAAGUGCAACGCCCGGCGUGCCCGCUUCUUGCUGGAGAGCGUGGAGUGUCUCCGCCGGCGCCUGGAGAGUGUCGGCUCGGGUCUGGCCGUGGCACUUGGGCCUCCACAAGAGGUGAUUCCGAAGCUCUGCGACGGCUGCAGUGCUGUGGCCGUCACGCAGGGCUAUUGCAGUGAAGAGCAGCGAGAAGAAGCCCUGGUGGCCAAGCGGCUCCGCACAAUGGGUGCAGAGCUGACUACUGUUUGGGGAGGCACGCUCUACAUGCCGGAGGAGUGUGGACAGAACCCUCGCAACACACCGCUGCUUUUCACGUCUUUCAAGAACAAGGCCGAAGGCCGCGGCCAAAUCAGGAAUCCGGUGCCCGCGCCGAAGCAGCUGCCUUCCCUCCCGAAGAAGCAGGGCGAGCUCGAGACUGCCUUAGGUUUCCUGCCGACUCUGCAGCAGCUUGGAUACGACGACAGUGAGGUCGCCGAAGCGAUGCAAGAUGAUCCGAGAGGUGUUUUGCCGUUUCGAGGCGGCGAGGAUGCAGCGCUGGCACGGCUGCAGAAAUGGAUGUUCGAUGAUAACCACCUGAAAGACUAUUUCGAAAUCCGGAACGGCAUGCUUGGCGAAGGGUACUCCUCUAAGCUCAGCCCGUGGCUGGCACUUGGCUGCAUCUCCCCUCGACGGAUCUGGUCCGAGGCCCAGCGAUACGAGACGGAAAGGCGCAUCAAGAACAAGUCGACAUACUGGCUCAUUUUUGAGCUGACUUGGCGAGACUUCUUCAUCUACAUGGCGUUGAGUCAAGGAGACAAGAUUUUUGUCCCUGGGGGGGUCUCCGGUGACAGGACUCCUUGGCGAGGCUCUGCGGACAAGCUCGAAAGGUGGAAGGAGGGCAAAACAGGGGACCCUCUUGUCGAUGCGAACAUGCGCGAGCUCGGCGCCACUGGCUUCAUGAGCAAUCGAGGGCGGCAGAACGUAGCAAGCUUCUUGAUUUUCGACUUGGGCGUAGACUGGCGCUAUGGCGCUGCACACUUCGAAGAAUAUCUGCUAGACUACGACCCCUGCUCCAACUGGGGCAACUGGGUGGCAGCCGCCGGUCUCACAGGUCAGCGAAUCAAUAAGUUCAACACCAAGAAGCAGCUUUCAGACUAUGAUCCGCAGCGCGAGUAUGUCAACCACUGGCUGGGUGGCGAUCGCAAAGCCGUCCUGCGACCAGGUCCCAAUUCUGAGGCUGACAAGGGAUAUGGCCGCGGCAAGGGAAAGGAUCACAGAGAUAGAGAUGGGGCUGGAGAAGGUGGUGGAAAACGAGGGCGAUGGACACGCAGUGAGAAGGGCAAGGGGAAAGGUGCUGCGGGCCAGAAGAGGUCCUUCUACAGUCAGGAGGAUGACCGAAUGGAAGACAUGGUGCUCACGGCCCUCGCGCAAUCGAAGGACGAGAAUCUGCUGCAAGAGUGCAUCCAGGCCUUUACGGAUGUGGCCACCGUUGAGCCCGAUUUCUUCAAGGCACAGCUGCAGCAGACAAUGGAGCCGGCGAAGUUCAUGGCGACUGUUGCGCGGACUCGUGAGAUCGAUUCUGGCCUGCGUGGCCUUGCGAUAGAGUGGCUCGUCAGCUUCGUGGAGAAGAGGUCGAAAUUCCUCAGCAAGUCUGCACCAGACUUUAUCAAUCUGACACUUGAGUGCUGCAUGAGCCUCAUGCUCGAGGUUGACGAGUCUGAAGACAAGCUGAAGGCCGUCGAGUGUUUCUUUGCCUGCCUGCUUCAGCCUUCAAGUGCUGUCUGGGCGAGCAGCCGGCCCUUGGGGUCGGCGGUGAAGCAACCCGAGGAGGUGGAAGACGUGCCUUUAGAUGACGACACCGAUGUCAAUGUAGGAGCAAGCAGAGCUGCUUCCACGAACCCAGGUGCUUCCGGUCCGAGUGCAGCGCAGCUGCAAGCAGAUCCAGAUGCGCCGAAGUUGGUGAUGGCCUCUCGCGGCCUCAGUGGCCUGAUCGAGAGCGUAGGCGGAACGCAAGUCGAGGAAGAAAUACGAGAAAACACUGUUCUCCUGAACGUGUACGAUGUUAGUGACAGUGAUGUCAUCCAGAGGGUGAAUCGCAUCCUCACAGUGGAUGACAAUGUCCUUGCCGGAGGAGUCUUUCACGCCGGUGUGGAGGUUUACGGAAAAGAAUGGUGUUAUGGCGCGACAGUGCCGGGGAGAACUGGUGUGGGGGCAGUGAAACCGCGCAUGCACCCACAGCACAGGUACCGUGCCACUGUGAAUAUGGGCCAAACCCAGAAGACGCCACAAGAAGUGAACCAUCUUCUUGCAGGCAUGGCAGCACAAUGGCCUGGUAGCUCGUACGACUUGAUCCAUCACAACUGCCUCAGCUUCUGCAAUGUUCUGCUCGGUGAGCUCGGCUUGAGGCGAAUCCCUGGUUGGGUGGAUCGAGCGGCUCGGGCUGCAAGCCAGGUGGAUAAUGUCGUCAAAGCAGUGAGGAGCAUCAGCACCGAUGAGGUGACGGUGCAGGCGGAGGAGAGGCUACAGAGCUUGAGGCGGGAGUCCUUCGCCGCCCUCGAGGCGGCCAAAGACGGGACGCAGAAACUCUUCGAGCGGGCCCAGGAGCAGGCGCAGCAACCACUGUCCGAGGUGCAAGACCUGGGUGUCAAAGCGAGCGAGCUGGCGGGCAAGGCACAGGAGCAGCUGCAUUCUGUGGGUGCGAGCCUUUGGCAGUGGGGACAAAAUCUCCAGGAGUCUGUCGGCAUGUCCGAGGCACCAGCACUCUCCGAGAUCGGCAAGAAAGCGGAGGACAACUGGCAGACCCUGUCCGAGAACAUUUGGACGUGGGGUCAGUCUGUCACACAGGACCUGAAGCAGACCUUGGAAGGGCCCGGAGUUGCUCGCAAGCAAUCCUCAAAGACAGAGACUGCGAGCCAAAGGGAGGACAUGCGCUCCUCCUCGGCCGGACUCAUCAAGGCCCAGGAGACCAGCCUUUUGAAGCAGGGUCUGCUGGAGGACGAGGACGGGGAUGAUGUCAGCUCGCGCGAGGCAGAACUAGUGAAGGAGGCCCCCUUGGAGUGGGCGACAGGCAAGCAGUCUGGGAAGGGAACCGCCGACUUCAAUCCUCCGCCCCGCGGGCAGGACCUCCUUGAUGGCGACGGCCCAGGACCAGCAAAAGAGGCAUCGCAGGCUGCCGUCAGCUUGCUCGAUUGA
This is a messenger RNA of Symbiodinium sp. CCMP2592, 3336 nucleotides long. NCBI's taxonomy places the organism in Eukaryota, Dinophyceae, Suessiales, Symbiodiniaceae. The record is from the annotation of a GenBank genome assembly.